Drosophila kikkawai is the source of this 1509-nucleotide messenger RNA. It is a transcript of the gene spaw, whose product is annotated as spacewatch. The record is from RefSeq and is a predicted model, not a curated record. Lineage: Eukaryota; Metazoa; Arthropoda; Insecta; Diptera; Drosophilidae.
UGGUUUCUGGUGAUGGUGGCUUUUCGAUCACAGCAGGCUCUCCACAAGCUGGCCCCAGCUGUCAGUGUGCUGGGCUCUAGAUACCUCACUCACCUACCUGACUUUCCUCAGAGCUGACUGUACCUUCCGAAAAGCCCCUAUCUCCAGGCCUUGUUCAAAAUUCCAGUAUGUCUCGUCUGUUGGUGGUCAGAAAUCUAACACGCGGUAUUUUCCGCUCAGGCCGCCUAGCCCUGGGUUGCAGAGCUGUGGUGCGAUGUCUGUCCGACGACUCCGAUUGGUCCUCUAAGCAGGUGCAGAACAAGCUGAAGUGGGUCGAGAUGGAGCAGCCCUCGGGACAGACAAGUAACCGCCUCGCCCGGUCGGAAGUGAAGCCCAAAGAUAUCCAAUGCAGCGAGUUCAACGAGAAAACAGAAGACAGCUUUACCGCCACGUGGGACUUAAGGAACAAUGAACUGGAUGUAGAGCAGCUGGCAGGUCUUUCGGGUCCCGGUGAAGUCGACGAUCCGUACAUGUCGGCCGAGCACGAACAGGAGGCCUCGGAGAAGGAGGAGCACAUCAAAUUCCAGGAGGAAUUGCAAUUUGGUAGGAUGCUGGCAUUGCGCGAACAACUGAACCGGGAGCUCUGCUCCUCCGAAUCCUUUACCACCGAAGAACGAAACUCUCUGGCAUCCGUGAAGGAGAACGUGGACUUCAUGAUGCAGGAGCUAAGCCAGAUCUCAUGUUUGUUGAAGACCCUGCAAGACAACGCCCCCGAUACGAUGAGCCAGGAGGAUUAUGUCAUGGGAAAGCCUUAUUCUUCCUGGGAAUACACACAUCCUCGGUUGAACUCGAGCAAGGUGGAUGCAGAUGUCUCUCUCAGGGAAGUGAAAAAAGAGAAAUUAAGGGAGUCUCCAGACUCGGAAAGCCCUGUAAUAAUCUCUGAUCAAGAAACUGCCUCCUCCGUGGACACACAUUCCAGCUUAAACCCGAACACGGUGGAUGGUAAUGCCUUUUAUGAGGAAGUGAUGGAACUAAAGGAGUCCCAGGAGCACUCAGAAGUACCUGUAAAGACCACUGAAGCCGGAGAAGUACCCAAGGGAGAGCAGUUCAACCCUGAUCAAGAGAUGGCCGCAGAUGAUUCGCCAAAAGCCACGCCCGCAAAACCUUCAGAGAGCACUCCCAAUCCCAAUACAGAUGGCAGGCAGAACCCUCAGACCCAGGAAACCAUACAUACAUAUAGACCUUUCAGAACCAUCGAUGUGCCGGUUCCUAAGCCCAGUCAGAGCUCCCAGGUCGAUGCCGUAGGAAGUGCUGAAAACUCUGCGACGAAAGAUGGCUACACCAUUUGUGCCCAGCUUCCAGAGUCCGAGUCCCGCUUACUAAUGUACAUGGCUCUGAAGCAGGCCCUAAGCGACCUGGAGUCUGGUAGAACCAGCUACAAAGCCACCGUGCUGAUGGCCAAAGAUGAAAACCAAGGUGUGGAUUAGUUUGCAAAAUUAACAAAAAUAGUCAAUAAAUAUUCAAAACAUA